AUGGCGCUGACAGAAAACUUUAAGAUGUUUACAUAUUUGAACUUGACUCAGGGCAUCCUCAGCAUUGGGUCAGGUGUCUUUCAGAGUGGACAGGUCCACAGCCUGCUCCUGUAUCCCUUCUACCACCAAACUGUUGCUCAGCUCCUCCUGAACAUCACAGCCCUGCUGUUGUUGUGUGGCAGCAAGGAGAAAAGUGUGGGCACUGUUCGCUUCCUGUACACAUUCCUCCUGCUUUCCUCCACAACCGGCCUCUUUUACAGCUUGCUGGACUUCCUGCAGGAUGAAGACAUGCAGACCCACGCUGAAGGUCUGCUCCCAGUGACUUUGGCCUGCGUGGCUCUGACCACCAUGCACACAAAAAUGACCAAAGGUUUCCUGUGUGGAGUCAGUUUUCCUUCCGUGGCCCUCCCAUGGGUCCUCCUCAUGAUCUGCACUGCUCUGAUUCCUCGUAAUGUCCUUCUCUGUAACGUCAUCGCCAUCCUGAUCGGCUGGGUGUAUGGAAAAGGAUGGUUCUCUCUUAUCGACAUGUCUGAGGCCAGGGCUGCAGUUCUGGAAAAGAUGGUGCCGUUCAGGUUGUUGAAGAGUUUCAGCGGAGGGAUGUUCAUUCCUGCGUCCGCAGAGGAGAGGAGGAAGACCCUGCUGCCACAAAUCAACCCCACUCCUGGGUCUUACCCGGUCCAAGCCUAUGCUCCUUUAUCCAGUUUCAACUCAAACACCACAAGGACAGCCUAUGAGGGCUGGCCACAUUUAACCAGUUCUUUUCCUAGUUCUGCACCAGCUCCCAAUCUUCAUGGACAUGCUCAUAUUGUUGGACACAAUCAUGGACACUCCUCAGGCCCGAGUUUCCCACACAGCUGCAACCACAGUCAUGGACAAAAACAGUAG
Molecule: messenger RNA, 885 nt
Organism: Austrofundulus limnaeus
Lineage: Eukaryota; Metazoa; Chordata; Actinopteri; Cyprinodontiformes; Rivulidae
Gene: rhbdd2
Product: rhomboid domain containing 2
Exons: 2
Coding region: 1-885 (294 amino acids)
Cellular component (GO): membrane
Molecular function (GO): serine-type endopeptidase activity
Source: RefSeq, a predicted model, not a curated record